AUGCACCAGCGGCACUGCGACAACGCCAUGCAACACUUUUUGGAGGUGGCGUGCGGCCCCGCCCGGCAUGCCAGCACCAUUGCCAAGGCGGCGGGGGCGACGGCCACCGCCCUCGACUGCUCGCCCGCGAUGCUCAGCUAUGCCAAGCAGCUGGCGGAGGCGGCGGGGGUGGCUGGCAGCAUGCGGUUUGUGGAGGCGGAUAUGACCGCAGAGGGGUGGUCGCAGCGGGUGGAGCAGCCUGCUGACCUGGCGGCGGUGCUGCUGGGCAGCCUGGCGCAUUGCUUGGACAACGACGCGGCGCUGGCCUGCUUCAGAGAGCUCAGCAAGGCCAUGCGGCCCGGCGGGCUGCUGGUGCUGGAGCUGCCCCACCCCAGCGACCUGUUUGGAGGGUACUGCCUGGAGGAGGAGCAGUACAUCGAGGCCUGGGACGCACAGUCUGAGGAUGGCAGCAAGACGGUGCUGGUUGAGUGGGGGCGCGAGGGGGACCAUUUCGACCUGCAGGAGCAGGCGGGCCUCGGCUUUGCCCUGGGGGCUGCAACACCCGCCGGUGUGCUGCACCGCACCGUGGGGCUGAGCAUGUAUGCGGGCGAUGCGCUGGCGUCGAGCGAGGUGGAGGUGGUGCCUCAGCGCCAGUUCACGCUUCAGGAGGUGGAGCUGCUAGGCAGAGCCGUGGGGCUGCAGGUGGUGGAGGUGCAUGGCGACUUUGAUGCGGCUGUGGGGCUGGAUCACGAGGAAGCCUACCGCUCAGUGGUCUGCCUGCGGCGGCAGUGA
Messenger RNA from Chlorella variabilis, 771 nucleotides. RefSeq lists its product as hypothetical. The transcript has 6 exons. The record is from RefSeq and is a predicted model, not a curated record. Bases 1 to 771 code for a protein of 256 amino acids. Lineage: Eukaryota; Viridiplantae; Chlorophyta; Trebouxiophyceae; Chlorellales; Chlorellaceae.